Messenger RNA from Heterobilharzia americana, 2382 nucleotides. NCBI's taxonomy places the organism in Eukaryota, Metazoa, Platyhelminthes, Trematoda, Strigeidida, Schistosomatidae. The record is from the annotation of a GenBank genome assembly.
AUGGGUCGUCAUACUAAGUAUCUUACUAUGGAUUUCAAAUCAGUGAAUGAUAUAUCAGACUCAAAAUAUGGAAAAUUCGCAUGUUAUGAUGUUCUGCGUCUAGCGACAGUUCGUGGAGCCGAAUUAGCAGCAUUUGAAUCGAGUGUUGAUGUUUUAACUGCUUCUGCACUGACAGGACUUCAGCGUCUUCCAGUUCGUUUACGAAGGCGUGCUGCAAGUCAUCGGGUGAAUAGAUUACCUCGUCGUUUUCAUAGACAUUAUCAUCUUUCAACGUCGAAUAAUAAUGGAUCUCAAUCUGAGUCAUCAGUGUGUAAGCAGAAAUUAAAAUCUCGUCGUUAUCGUCGCCGGAAAUUACGUCUUUUGGCUUUACAUAGUCGUUUCAUGACAAAUAGAUGCCAAAACAGUUCACAAAAUCUAAAGCCAGCAUGGUUACCAACACAUAUUUGGCAUGCGAAACGAUUUCAUAUGAUUACAAAAUGGGGUUGGCGUUUACCGUAUUCUCCGACAAAUAAAAUUUUCAAAGCAUGUCAUAAAGCAUCCCAUAAUGGUUGUUUAUUAUUCGACUUCAGUUAUUUAAACUGUUUUCAAGUAUAUGGACCUGAGGCCAUGAUAUCCAAUUGUUUAAAUUGUAUAUUCCAAUUAGAUUGUCAGGUUGAGUCAUUGCUUCCUGAAUUGACGGAGUUGAAAACACCAGUUCAAUCGUGUGAACAGACUGGGAUUCUAUAUACAACUACUAAAUGUGUGCAGCAUAUUUCUCGACCGGUACUUGGUCCUGUUCGCAUUUUAUGGGGUUCAAGAAAUUCGCCAAAAGAUAAUUUUCGUCAUAUUUGGUUAUGGCUUCAUCCGUGCAUAUCUGAAUCUGCUUGGAGAUUACUACAGUCAUAUAUUAAAGAAACCCAUUUGAAUAAUAAAACAGAAGAUAUUCUUCAUCUAUCCGAUUUAACUGGUUACUUUUGUCGUCUUCAUACAAUUGGACGUCAGUCUCAUGGGUUAAUCAGUGAUAUUUUAAAGGUCAGAGAUGAAAAUGAUAUUAAAGAUGACAAUUGGACAUUUUGGAAUCAUCUUUCAACAAGUAUACGAGAAGCUGUAUGCAUUCCCUCUGGAUUAGUGAUAAAUUUGUCUAACUGUGAAGAUUUUCGAUCGAAUAGGCCACGUUUAAAGAUUCGCAAUCAAAAUUGGUGUGUAACACCAAUCAAGCUAAGCGAUAACAGAUCUCAACAACAGCAAGUUACAUGUGCUUCUUCAACAAAUGAAUCUCAUUUUGUCCUUCCUUCUGGAAAGCAGCUGUCAUGGUCAGAUAUUAAAAAAUCCUAUCCAAAUAUCUACCCUUCCCCUGAUGAAUUACUUUCAACAGAACUUAAUCGAGACUCAGAAGAAAGUAAAACAGAUAUAAUUUUAAUACAAAAUAGUACUCCAUCAUUGGUUCGUUUAUCUCCUGAAAGUAUCGGUUGGGAUAUCAUUUUACGACGUAACUUUCCACAGUCAAAGAAUGAACAAGCAUUACUCCGUGGUUCCUUAGCUGCACGUGAUUUCUUAAUAGCCUGUGUUUACCGAGGCUCUGAAGUUGGUGGCUUACGAGAUCUGUAUCAUUGGGCUGGACUUGGUACACGUGGAGGUGGACAUUUUUAUUCUUUCCCAGACACUUUGUGGCCUGAUACACCAGCUGGUCAAGAAUCUGCCCAAAGUGUAACUGAGGAAAAAUUAAAUCGUCUUAAUCAUCUUCCAGGUAAUCUACGUCCUGAUUUCGUAAAAUUCGGUGUAUCUCAACCAUUUAUGUAUCCUUGGUCCGAAUUAAUUAAGCAAAAUUCGUCAGGGAUACCAAAGCCUACAGAUUCGAACACUACUCUGGGUAUAACAACAGAUAUUACUCCUACUUCAGUUGUUCCCAGUAGCGAUGAAAUUACUACAAAUACUACUGACUGGUUUGUUCUUCGUGAACCAGCACUACUUCGUUUAGUUGUACACAGAAUGUUAGUUGGAGAUCGUCGUGCUAAACUGUCAUUACAACAACUGUAUAACUACAAUCCAUCCCUUUUAAAUGCACUAAUUCUAGUGUAUUUAAAGGCUGAACAUCGAGGAGUACCGCAAACCUAUGGUCAUAUUUAUGCAUUUUACAACAAUUUGAAAAAACGAGACUUUCAUAGUCUUCCUUUGGUUGACGAGGAAAAAUCUAAUCAACAUCAUCGUUUUCUUCUUGGUUAUGUUCAAAACGGUGGUUAUGGUCAAUCAAUUGGUCGAGGAAUUGGUUUAGGUUUUAUUAGUUUGAGUGCUUUAUCGAAUGCUUUAACUCAAAGUCAUGAUCGUGAUAGUAUAAUAAAAUAUUGUAUUAGAAAUCCUACUUCAAUGCACUACUAUACAGUUAGAUUGUCUGUAGUCAUUUAA